This is a messenger RNA of Ictalurus punctatus (channel catfish), 3923 nucleotides long. It is a transcript of the gene acsl4a, whose product is annotated as acyl-CoA synthetase long chain family member 4a. The transcript has 15 exons. NCBI's taxonomy places the organism in Eukaryota, Metazoa, Chordata, Actinopteri, Siluriformes, Ictaluridae. Gene Ontology annotation, molecular function: arachidonate-CoA ligase activity. The record is from RefSeq and is a predicted model, not a curated record. Bases 270 to 2408 code for a protein of 712 amino acids. Gene Ontology annotation, cellular component: plasma membrane; endoplasmic reticulum; lipid droplet. Gene Ontology annotation, biological process: long-chain fatty acid metabolic process; neuron differentiation; long-chain fatty-acyl-CoA metabolic process.
ACGUCUUGCUGAUUGGCUGAAAAAUAUGGAGUCAGGUGACGUCAGAUUUCCGGGUUUUGCUAGGACGUUGAGAGGUAACUCUCGGUCAUUCUGACAAACGUGAGUCUGAAGAACCGGUACUGACUGAGGCUGCUGUAACCAACUGAAGGUCAAAUUUUAAAGAAAAGAGGAAGUGAGGCACUGCAACUGCACAACCACAUGACUUACAUAGUAUCAGCGUACUAAAGAAAACUCAUUCAGAUUUUGACCACCUCAGUCUCUAAACACCCAUGACCAUGUCCAUGAAAAUGGACCUUAGCAAUGUCCUCCUCCUCCCAGUCCACAUGCUGGUAUGGCUGUAUUCAGUGCUGAGCUUCCUACCCUGGUAUAUCCUGUCGGGGGCCAAGGAGAAGAUAGUCCAUGCCAAGCGGCUCAAGGCUAAAUCUACCAAAGGUCAGAUUGAGGGACCCUAUCGCUCUGUGGACCACUUCAACUCCCUGGCCCUGAUGGACUUCCCUGGAAAAGACACAUUGGACAAACUGUUCGAUCAUGCAGUGCAGCGCUUUGGGGCGUCGCACUGCCUGGGAACACGAGCAGUUCUGAGUGAAGAGAAUGAAACCCAGCCAGGUGGCAAGGUCUUCAAAAAGCUGAUCUUGGGGGAUUACAAGUGGAUGACGUAUAAUGAGCUGGAUGUUGAAGUUACUCUCUUUGGCAGUGGCUUGGCAGCACUGGGCCAGCAGCCAAAAAACACCAUUGCUAUAUUCUGUGAGACGCGUGCUGAGUGGAUGAUCACAGCUCAGAGCUGCUUCAGACGCAAUUUCCCAUUGGUCACAUUUUAUGCAACUCUUGGAGAAGACGCUGUGGCCUUUGGUCUAAAUGAAUGUGGGGUGACUCACUUGGUAACUAGUAUGGAGCUUCUGGAAACCAGGUUAAAGGGUGUCCUUCCUCAAAUCCCCAACCUGAGGCACAUCGUUUACGUGGACAACAAGAGCCUCAACACUGCAGACUAUCCAGAGAACAUUCAGAUUCACAGCAUGCAGUCUGUAAAGGAGCUCGGAGCAAAGCCUGAAAACUUGAAUAGGGAGAUAGUCAAACCCGUCCCGUCAGACUUGGCUGUCAUCAUGUACACCAGUGGCUCCACAGGACGACCCAAAGGAGUCGUGAUUGUCCAUAGCAAUCUCAUUGCAGGCAUGACAGGCCAGUGUGAGAGGAUCCCAGGUCUAGGCUCCAUGGACACGUACAUAGCUUAUUUGCCCCUGGCCCAUGUGCUGGAGAUGACUGCGGAGAUCUCGUGCGUAGCCUACGGCUGCAGGAUUGGUUACUCCUCCCCGCAGACACUCUCUGAUCAGUCUACAAAAAUUAAAAAGGGCAGUAAGGGCGACUGCACUGUCCUAAAGCCAACGCUGAUGGCGGCUGUACCAGAAAUAAUGGACCGCAUCAAGAAAAAUGUCUUGAAUAAAGUGCAGGAGAUGAAUGUUGUGCAGAGGACCCUGUUCAACCUGGCCUACAACUACAAGCUGGAACAGAUCAAGAACGGCUAUGAUGCUCCCCUUUGCAACAUGAUGUUUAAGAAGGUGAGGGCUCUGUUGGGAGGACAUGUGCGAAUGAUGCUGUCAGGAGGGGCUCCUCUGUCCUCUUCCACGCAGCGCUUCAUGAACAUCUGUUUCUGCUGCCCUGUCGGUCAGGGCUACGGCCUCACCGAGACCUGUGGAGCAGGAACGAUCACUGAGGUGACGGACUACAGCACAGGAAGAGUCGGAGCUCCUCUCAUUUGCUGUGAGGUUAAAGUCCGAGACUGGGCAGAAGGUGGCUAUACAAAGCUGGACAAACCUCAUCCACGGGGAGAGGUUUUAAUUGGAGGUCCAAAUGUGACCAUGGGCUACUACAAGUUUGACAACACGACCAGUGACGAAUACUUUGUGGAUGAAAAUGGACAGCGUUGGUUCUGCACUGGAGAUAUAGGAGAGAUUCACCCUGAUGGCUGUCUGCAGAUUGUGGAUCGUAAGAAGGACCUUGUGAAACUGCAGGCUGGAGAGUAUGUGUCUCUGGGCAAAGUUGAGUCAGCACUGAAGAACUGCUCCCUCAUUGAAAACAUCUGCGCAUAUGCCAACAGUGAUCAGAACUAUGUGAUCAGCUUUGUGGUACCAAACCAGAAGAAGCUGACCGCUCUGGCUCAUCAGAAGGGUAUCGAAGGCUCAUGGAUGGACAUCUGCAACCAUCCAGUUAUGGAGAUGGAAGUCCUGAAGGAAAUUAAAGAAGUUGCCACUUCAAUUAAACUGCAGCGCUUUGAGAUCCCAGUAAAAGUCCACCUGAGCCCAGAACCAUGGACUCCUGAAACCGGCUUGGUCACAGACGCGUUUAAACUGAAGAGGAAGGAGCUGAAGAAUCACUAUCUCAAUGACAUUGAGCGAAUGUACGGCCGCAAAUAAAAAAACAGCCAAAUACUAUAAACCGUCAUCACUCUGCUGCCAUUCAGCUCAUGCUGCAUAUGUCGUAUACAGUACACAUCAUCACUUAGUGUGGCACACACACACACACACAUCCUGAGAAUCUACUGUGCUGUUCUGUUUCCAAACUAUUGGUCAUAAUACUGUAGAUAAUAUCAGCAGAUUUGUAACAGUCUAUCCAGAGCUUUAGUCUCUUUGCUGUAGAAUAGUUAGUUCACUUAGACGUGUUGCACGAGACUCGGUUAAAGGGACAUUCAAAUUUACAAAACAGAAAUGCUUUCACUUAAAAACUGAUUCGUGCAGGUUCUCAACCAUAUAAUUGCUUUUAAAAUGCCAUCACCUUUAGCUGUUUGUAUUUUUGUAAAAAAAAGAAAAAAGAAAAGAAAAAUGAUUGGUUUGUAUUUUCAUCUUUCUAGUACACUUGUGUAAAGAAUCUGAAGGCCAAAACCAGUCAUUAGAUACGAGACGAGGUUGUCACUUUACAGAGAGCUAGGCUGUGCUUCUCUUCCUUUCUGAAGUGAGCAGCGUAUGGUGAUCUCUUUGUGCCUUCUGAGCAGUCUUUUUCAAUAGCAGAGUGCUCCUGUUAGGAACUACGCAUAUCCACUGAUGUACUCGAAAGGAUUUGCAAUGGCUCUAUGACUGAUCGAUUAUCUUUCUUUGUGUGUGACUCAGAUUUUUUGGCUGUGCUUCGUUUUGCUUGCAUUAAGUGGUUUUUCAAAUGUUAAUAUUGUGCUAAUUUAUUGAAUGACCUUGUACUUUUGGAAGGACUCAGGACUGUAAAAUCAUAGCCAGCAGUUAUGAAGGGAAAGCAUUUGAAAUAUUUAUCUGUAAAAACAACAAUUGCUGAAGCUCACAAUGUUUAACCAGUUCCCAUAGCAGUCUGUUGAAUAUAUUUGACAGUAUUUAGUGACUAGAAAUUACUGACUGAGAAUUCAGAUUGUACUUUUGUCUUUGGACAUAUUUUCUGUUUAAAUACUGUUGCAAUUGCUUGUUGUGCCAGUUUAGUAUACACAGCCUACUUUUUUUGCACUAUAAUUUAUUUGAGUUGCAGCUUAAAAAAAAAAAAGCAGAAUUCCAUUUGAAGAUUAGACACCAAUCACCUUACAAAAUAUUUAAUUACUAUUGAAAAACGUAUUGUUCGUUUGCACUGUUUAUUUAAUUUAAGUGUGUUAAAUGUCUUGACAUUAUUUAAAGAGCAGCCACUGUACCAACAAAGACUAUGUUGUUUGAAAUGGACUGGGAUUGUGUGUUCACCCUUCUGAAGGGAUAUGAUAUUAAUAAAACACAUAAAAAAUGAAUUCAUUUUAAGACUUGAAAGACUUUCCAUCAAACCUCAGGGUCCCAGCUUAAUUCUUUGUAAUGGACCGUUUGAAAUGAACGUUAGAGGAUCCCAUGCAUUUGCUUGAAUGUUUCAUGACACUCUUAUUUAUUCAAUUUUGUGAACCACAUUCUGUAUGUAAUAUACAUUGUGAUAAUUAAAUUGUUUUCUACAGAGUA